UCAUUCUUUGCGGCGUCGUGACGUCGGGUCAGCUGAUCCCUGCCGCGAGCGAGGAGAAAGAUGUCGCUGACGAGCUGUCGAAGGAUGGAGGCUGUUUUCUCCCUGGCGCUGGUCCUCUGCUCCCUCGCUUCAACCGGAGUACAUGGGGACAGCUUAACAGUGCUGCAGGCUCCAGAGUUUGUGUCCUUCCAGAAAGGAGACUGGCCUGUCUCUGGAGAGAAGAUCCCUGACCUGGUGGCUUUAACCAUGGGCUUCUCUGUUCAGGAGGAUCUCUCCUGGCCAGGCCUCCAGGCUGGGCCAUUAUUCCAGCGUCCCCGGGCUAAUGUACUGCUGGUGGUGAGAGGAGUCGAUAGCUUGGCCCUGCCUCACAGUGUGGCCUCCUACCCCUUGGAGAAUCCAGUACCCUUCACCUUGGAUACUGUUGCAGAGACGGUGCACUCUCUGUUUGCUGAGGACACCCCUGUGGUGCUGCAGCUGGCCCCUAGUGAGGAGAGACUGUAUAUGCUGGGCAAGGCCAAUGCAGUGUUUGAGGACCUACCAGUCACCUUGCAGCAGAUCCGUGCCCGUCUGUCCCAGGAUGGCUCUGUGCUGUCCUCCCUGCCCCUCAACUCCCUCAGCAGAAAUGCAGAGGCUGAUUUGCUCUUCCUGUCUGAGGUCCAAGUACUGCAUGAUAUCACAGCUCUUCUGCAGAGACACAGACAUUUGGCUAAGGACCACUCCCCUGACCUGUACUCCUUGGAGCUGUCUGGCCUGGAGGAGCUGAGCCGGCUCUAUGGCCAAGACUCCCCCCAGUACCGUGAUGCCACUGCCAUCCUUGCCUCUGUCCUGCAGAAGUUUGGAGAGGAUGUGUAUGGUCUCUAUGGCAAUAGUGCUGUGGUGGAGGUUGUGACAGUGAAGACUUUUGAGGCUCCUUUGACCAGGAAGUCCCGGUCGAUCCUGGAAUCCAAACAGAUCAGUAACCCAGGCAGCCAAUACAACCUGGCCUACAAGUACAACUUCCACUAUGCUGUGGUCUUCAACAUCGUGCUGUGGCUGAUGAUCGCUCUGGCCCUCGCUGUCAUUGCCAUCGCAUACAACCUGUGGAACAUGGACCCAGGAUAUGACAGCAUCAUCUACAGGAUGACUAAUCAGAAGAUCAGGAUGGAUUAAGUCCUGACCAUCAACACUCCAGCUGUCCUCUUAGAUCCCUGUAGUGAAUGUUAGUGUUUUGUGUGAGGUCUUGUUUAGUGAAAGAACUGUGACAGCUUGAUGGGUAAUACAGAACCACCUCUUUGUUUACAGCACUGGCAUGUUAACGGACAAAAAAAUAACGAUAUUACAGUAGUGGGCUCUUAAAUUUGCCUGCAUAAAGCGGUUGGAUAUCAUCCUCCACUGGUGUAUACACUGAACAGAAUUUCAGACUUCUUCCUUUCAACCUCACAGCUCACAUCAUUCCUCAUGACUUUAACUCCUCACUACGUUUAAUUCCCCCCCUGGUGUUUGCAAUUCUAUUUUUUAUUGUAAAAAACUAUCGUAAUGUCAUGAAAGAAUGAGAUUUGUCUGAUUUCUGUGUGAAGUUUUUGUGCUUGUCUUGAUGUGUGAAACUGUUUUAAGUUAAAUUAAAUCUAUGUGUAUAUAUUGAAUAUACAAAUGCAACUGUAUGACAAACUGCUGUACUCUUAUUGUGAAAAGAUUUGUGCAGUGUUUAUUCCAGGUAGAUCCAGGUUCCCUGCUACUUAUUCCAAAUGAUGAAUACAUAUUGGAUUACACAAAUACGUGACAGUAAUGUAGGUUGUUAGGAUUGGAUAUGGAUAAAUGAAGCUCUGUAAAUUGCAAUAAAAUGCCUGCCAAUAAAUUAUAACAUGGAUCAAA
Messenger RNA from Xiphias gladius (swordfish), 1851 nucleotides. It is a transcript of the gene atp6ap2, whose product is annotated as ATPase H+ transporting accessory protein 2. Gene Ontology annotation, biological process: positive regulation of Wnt signaling pathway. Gene Ontology annotation, molecular function: signaling receptor activity. NCBI's taxonomy places the organism in Eukaryota, Metazoa, Chordata, Actinopteri, Istiophoriformes, Xiphiidae. The transcript has 9 exons. The coding region runs from base 61 to 1149 and encodes 362 amino acids. Gene Ontology annotation, cellular component: external side of plasma membrane; membrane. The record is from RefSeq and is a predicted model, not a curated record.